Messenger RNA from Halichondria panicea, 2690 nucleotides. RefSeq lists its product as uncharacterized. The transcript has 16 exons. Gene Ontology annotation, molecular function: calcium ion binding; calmodulin binding; calmodulin-dependent protein phosphatase activity. The coding region runs from base 164 to 2503 and encodes 779 amino acids. NCBI's taxonomy places the organism in Eukaryota, Metazoa, Porifera, Demospongiae, Suberitida, Halichondriidae. The record is from RefSeq and is a predicted model, not a curated record. Gene Ontology annotation, cellular component: calcineurin complex; cytoplasm. Gene Ontology annotation, biological process: calcineurin-mediated signaling.
UGCGUGGGUGUAGGUGAGGGGCGUGGCGGCUGGAGUGCUAGAUCAGCAUAGCUAGCUAGCCCAGCAAAGAGCUGUUCUCUCUGUUGUUACUGUACGUCCACCUGUCUCUGCUGUCUGUGUACCCAGUCUCUAAUACUGAGUUUAACCCUUGAGUGACUGGAUAAUGGACGAGGAAAGUGUAGAGGUAACGGCUAGGAAACUGCUGAAUCAGCUUUCAGAGCUGUUCAAAACCCAUCCUCGUGAGAAUCAGUGGACCAAGGAAUGUCAACCAAUGGCCAAGGAGCCCCGCCUACUAACGAAGGAACUAGUGAUAAGGAUCACUAGGACAGCAGAGCAACUGAUGAGGACAGAGCCUAACAUACUCACAUUAGCACACAAUACAGUGUUGAUUGGUGACAUCCACGGACAGUGCUGUGACUUGUACAACGUGUUCGAGCAUACCAACAGUCGUCACAUGAUCUGCGAACAACCAUCACCAGAGACCUCCCCGCCCCCGGAUCCAGUCCCACCAGCUGGCGUAGGGGACGCUAACGAAUUUCCAGAUGAAGCCAUAGAGUCACCGCCUCCGAGCAGAACACGCUCGAACUGCCUUGUCAGCAAGAGUAGAAUAUCGAAAUCGGAGGAACCAAAGAUCGACAGAGAGACCUCUCCGAGUAAGGGGGCGGAUCCUGACAAACUACCUAAUUUAAUGCUCAAGCUAGGACAAGACUCCGCCCACAAUUACCUGUUCCUAGGCGACUAUGUUGACAGGGGAAGUUAUUCGUGCGAAUGCAUCGUGUAUUUGAUGGCCCUAAAGGUCGUGUACCCUCACCGUGUGUACAUGAUACGUGGUAACCACGAGUCACGCUCCAUGACCUCACGGGAGUAUCUGGACGGUCCGAGCUUCAAGACAGAGUGUGGGGUUAAAGUUGGAGACGAGGUCUAUGAAUGGUUUAUGAAGGCGUUUGAUGCUCUACCUAUCGGAGCAGUGCUGGAGACAGGUCUGGGGCGGUGGUUCUGUUGUCACGGUGGACUGGGUCCCAAGGUAACAACUCUUGAAGUAUUGUCAAAGUUGGAUCGUUUUGUAGAGCCUCCUCUGACUGGACCAUUCUGUGACCUCCUGUGGGCAGACCCUCUCCUGGAGGAGGUGCUGGGAUACCGGCUCUCUGACAGAGACUAUGCUGACUUUCUUGAACUGGACUACCUGCCAAACCCUCCACGAGGAUGCUCUCAUCUCUUUGGUUACGCAUCUGUCACACAGUUCCUGGAGAAGAACAACCUCAUGGGCAUGAUCCGAGCCCACCAGUGUAAGGAAGAGGGGGUGGGGUUUGCCUACACUGACAAUCGUGUGGACACGUUCACAUUUCCCUAUGUAACUACUCUGUUCUCGGCUGCUAACUAUUGUGGUUCCCAUGGCAACAAGGCCGCACUCUUAGUAUUCUACGAGGACGAUAUUCAGGUUGUCAAGAUCACGCAGGCCGGAGAGGUGACAAUAGAACAGGCACCUUAUCACAAGCCGUCAGAAGAGAUUAAAGUCCAAGAAGAAGAAGGCAACAAAGAGCAGCAAGAAGUAGAACAUAUCCCAAAAGAAGUGAUUGAACAGAAAAGUGCUUCACUAGAACCAGAAAAGGAAACUGCAGCCAUAGAGACCACACCCACACCUCCUGAGACUACACCUACACAUCCUGAAACCACACACCCUGCGAUCACACCCACAGUAGUCCCGGCGAGCAUGCCCACACCUGAGAGUAUAAGGAAGAAGAGACGAAAAGGCGUAGUGCUCAAUACACAAUCAGAGCCGGUGGUGGUGGGGGAGGAUGAUGGUGAGGAUGAUGGUGAGGAUGUUGCUGCCAAGCUCCUGGAGACAACCAAACGACUACCAAAGAGAUCUCAGACUGUCAACUAUGGUCAGGCCUACACUCACGGCUCUGGUGAGCUGCGGAGACAGAGUCUAGUGAACCUACGACAGGGUUACACAGGAGAGGGGGGCAGUCGCCGCUUCAAGGCCGCUCUGAGAAGAGACUCUGUCAACGAGGUCCACCCUGGCUGGGAGAGUAUACGCAAACUCAGCAAAGUAGUCGGGAGACUGCAAAUAAUUCGACGAACUUCCGGAGAAAAUUCAGUCAAGGAUAACCCACCCCUCCUGGAGUCUGAGUGUGCCAGCGUCAUCGAGGAGGAGGCACCAAAGAAGGAAGAAGAUGCAGCCCCGGCCGAGAUGCCAGUCGAGAGAAGAAAGAAAAAGCUCAUACCCUCCUUGUCACAGAGCCUAUUGCAGCGACUGGACGACGGCGAUAGUCAACAGCUGAGACUUGUGUUUGACUCUAUAGACAAGGACAGCGAUGGAACACUUAGUUACAAGGAGCUGGAAGAGUUUGCAGUGGAGCUGAGGAGCUCUCAGUCGGACGUGGUCUCCUCUGAGGUCAGCAAACUCAUCUCAGACAUGGACAAAGAUAACGACGGGUGUGUGAGCUUCUCAGAGUUCACCAAGUACAUGGCCACCCUCUCCCUCAUAGAGGCCUCGUGAGGGAAACCCCCUGAUUAAGCUCAUAAUUAAACUAAACCUUGAACUCAUCAUUAUAUAUACUCUAUUUUCUGUGUAUUUUUAUACCCAACGUUUGUAGCAAAUGCUAUUUAUAGUUCAGCCAAUUAUUUUUUAUUGCACAAUAAAUGUUAUAAUAAUAAUUAUUAAUUAUUAAUGUUAUUAUUGACAA